AUGUAUACAUGGGAACAACACCAUCUCCAUACAUUAAAAAUUGAUACAUUCAUUCUUAAUGGAUUUUUUUCGCCCGACUCCGUGAUAACUGUGAAUCAUGCGGUUUUCACCAGCUGUUAUACGACUUCGGAGGAACCGAAGGAUGUUGGGCUGGUGCCUGUACCCAACGAGCUCUUGGUCUGCAGAACGUGUAACGCGACGGGACACAAUUGCGGAAUUGCUGAGGGGAGUAAAGCAGGUCCGGGAAUCGACGGUGCCGAUUUUGUCUUCUAUGUAUCUGCUAUGCAGACUGAGAGAUGUCACAAGGGCUUAACAGUAGCCUAUGCUGCUCAUUGUCAACAGGAAGCUGCUUUAGACCGGCCGAUAGCUGGCCAUGCCAACCUAUGCCCAGGAAGCAUCAGCACGAAACCGCAGGAGUUGGAAACGUUGCUCAGCACUGUUAAACACGAGAUCCUGCACGCUUUAGGAUUUUCUGUGAGCUUAUACGCUUUCUACAGGGACGAGAAUGGCGAGCCCAGGACACCCAGAAGAAGCGAUACCGGAAAACCACCCCUUAAUGAAAAGUUACAAACGCACCAAUGGAGCGAGAACACGAUCAAAACUGUGGUCAGACCUCGCUGGCAAGUACACGGUGGUAAUGUGGAGAGGACCAUGCAAAUGAUAGUCACGCCUCGCGUCCGCGCUGAGGUUCAAGCGCACUUCAAUUGUCCGGAACUUGAGGGCGCGGAACUGGAGGACCAAGGCGAGGACGGCACGGCUCUCACACAUUGGGAGAAGCGGGUGUUUGAGAACGAAGCGAUGACGGGCACACACACGCAAAAUCCAGUAUAUUCGAGAAUAACGCUCGCUCUUAUGGAAGAUACUGGUUGGUAUAGUGCCAACUAUUCGAUGGCGCAAGAGCUAGGAUGGGGGAGAAAUCUAGGAUGCAACUUUGCUAUGAGAUCCUGUAAGGAAUGGAUAUCUUCCAAAUCAUCCCCGCUAUCGGGAAAGUCGAUACAUCCUUUUUGCAACAAAGUGAAACAGGAUCCGUUGCAAACCGAAUGUACGGACGAUCGAAGUUCAGUGGCCUUGUGUAAUCUAGUAAAACACCCGCAACCGCUGCCCAAGAAAUAUCAAAACUUCGAUAAAAUACCUCACGUACCAACGGGAGAGGAACAAUACUACGGCGGUUCGGUAUCUCUGGCAGAUUACUGUCCUUAUAUACAGGAAUUCACGUGGAGAGCAAAGAAUAUAGUAGUCAGGGGUUCUCACUGUCUUUACGAGGAGAAUAAUCCGCAUCCGGACAAGAAUUUCGCAUUAGAGAAGUACGGCCCUCAUUCGAGAUGUUUCGAUCAUACUAAUGAUAUGUGGGAAGAGAGAACUUGCAAACAAGCGCGACAAUGGCAGCAUUGGGGCUCCGGUUGUUACUUGUAUAAGUGCGAGGUCGGCAGACUGCACAUUAUGCAAGAAUGUAAUUGUCAUGAAUAG
This is a messenger RNA of Formica exsecta, 1467 nucleotides long. It is a transcript of the gene Invadolysin, whose product is annotated as leishmanolysin-like peptidase. Bases 1 to 1467 code for a protein of 488 amino acids. Lineage: Eukaryota; Metazoa; Arthropoda; Insecta; Hymenoptera; Formicidae. The transcript is spliced from 9 exons. Gene Ontology annotation, cellular component: cytoplasm; membrane. Gene Ontology annotation, molecular function: metalloendopeptidase activity. The record is from RefSeq and is a predicted model, not a curated record. Gene Ontology annotation, biological process: proteolysis; cell adhesion.